AUGAUCUGCCCACCGCUGGUGUACUACCUGGCCCUGCUGCUCCUCCCCCCUCCGCCUCCUCCAGCUCUAGACACAUUCGCCAUCAAGGCCCUCCGUAACGCCCUGGCCCUCUCGGCAGCGUGGCUCUUCCUGCGUCUGCCGCUGGCCUACCACGUCCCGCAGAGUAUCGGCCUGACGUAUCAACUCGGACUGGUAGGCUUGUACGGCAGUGCUCGCGUCGUGGAUGUGUUCUUCAUCUCGCCAUAUCUCCUAGGACAUAUCCCGCGCCGUGUUAUCUAUAGGUAUGAGCCACGAGUCGGCACGCCCCUCAUCGAGGGCCUGCGUGAUCUGAAGAACAAAACCUCUCCCUCCCCCCUCUCAUCGUUGUCCUCUGCGCAGGCAACACCAUCAACAACACCAACCCCGGAGCCCGUCAACCACGGCAUCAUGACCAACCCACUCCUGAACCCAAAGUCCAAACCAAAGCCUGACCAGUCCCCCUCCUACUUCCCCCUCCACCUUCUCCACCGCAGCCUCAUCACCGGCCCUCAACUCACACCCGUCCUCGAACACACCACCACCGAGGACGGCUGGCCCCACACCCUCUCAGACCGCGCCUCCUGGGCCCUCGAGCUCGAGCUCUCCAUGCGCGGCGCCGGCUUCACAUGGACCACGGCCGACGUCCGCCACACCCGCCGGACCUGGCUGCCCACCGUGCCCAGCAGGCUGCACAGCAUCUUCCUGCACGCCCUGCCGACCCUACUGGUGUCUCUGGCUGGGGUCAGGGCCAUCUACCUGCGGUACAGUCUAGCCGACGUGGACGAGGUCCUGUGGGCAGCAGCACAAAGGAACGAGGAAGCGGGACGGUGGGACAUCGACUACGACGACAACCUCUUCGGCACUCGACUCCCCCUGCUCACCCAGCUGACCCUGACGCUGUGCCUGGGCGCCACCCUCCUGGCAGCCUUCUCCCUCGCCCACUCCAUCUUCGCCGUCGUGUGCAGUCCGCUCGCGCCAGGCCCGCUCGCCUACUUCCCCCCGCUGUAUACCAAGGCCCCCUGGGAAAUACGCGGCGGCGGCCUGCGCGAGUUCUGGUCGUAUGGGUGGCACCGCCUGUUUGCGCGCUUCUUUCUUGUCUACGGCAUCUGGCCUGGCGAGUGGCUGGAGCGCAAACUGCUGGGGAAGACAGCACAGGAACCGGCGGAUGUGGGUAAGGUGCUGGGCGGGUUUCUGAGUAGUGCGUUUUGUCAUGGGUUUGCGGCGAGAGGGGUUUCGGGCGGCAACUGGUGGCUGGCUCGCGGGGAGGUGGUGUUUUUUGCGAUGAAUGGAGUGGCGGUGGUGGUUGAGGAGGUGGUCAGGAGGGUCGUUGUGAGGCGUAGAAUGAGGAGGAAGGGGGAGAGCCUCGAGAGGUGGUGGGAUGGGUGGGUGGGGAGGGUUUGGUGGAUUUCUGUGGUGCUGCUGAGUGGGAGGAAUUUUGCGAGGGGUUGGGUGAAUGCUGGGCUGGUGAGGGAGAUGAGUGGGUUGUAG
Cryphonectria parasitica EP155 is the source of this 1506-nucleotide messenger RNA. RefSeq lists its product as uncharacterized. Lineage: Eukaryota; Fungi; Ascomycota; Sordariomycetes; Diaporthales; Cryphonectriaceae. Gene Ontology annotation, biological process: lipid metabolic process. Bases 1 to 1506 code for a protein of 501 amino acids. The transcript has a single exon. The record is from RefSeq and is a predicted model, not a curated record.